Messenger RNA from Hymenoscyphus albidus, 2053 nucleotides. Lineage: Eukaryota; Fungi; Ascomycota; Leotiomycetes; Helotiales; Helotiaceae. The record is from the annotation of a GenBank genome assembly.
CCCACGUCUUGGCUGCCACAAAACGCGUCUCCCAGGUCAGCUCCCAUUGCAACCAAAUCCUCUGAUAUACGUUCAAGAUGCGCUUCAAGACUUCCGUCCGGAAUAUCCAGACCUUCUCGAGUAAGCAUCACCUACACAAAUUUUUCGAUGGCCUCAACUCCAGAAUUCUGAUUCUAAAUACUAUCACACAGAGCUCACCGCGUCUCUUUCCUCCCUGGGCAAAGUCGCAUGGGUCAGGUUGGAUGACACCAAUGUGCGAUUCACCAUAAUUCCCGAGACAGGAACACAAGUUUGGGCGUGAGUAUAGUAUCAUUACCACCAUCUCUGCCUUCCACCCGCUGAUUCCUCAAGCUCCUUUUCCAUACUCUCCAUCUUCGAAGACUACCAUAUCCAAUCCAACGCCUCCUCCAACACAAUCAACCUCGAACUACCUCUCGCGCCCCUCCACCGCGCCCUCAAAUCCGCCCUCAACGCAACAUCCGCCUCCAUCCGCCUCACAAAACGCGAUGGAAUCCCCGUCCUCUCCCUCACCAUAAUCACAAACACAAUCAGCAGCGGAAACAGCGCCAGCGGCUUCCUAAACUUGAAUCAAUCGGGAACCCAAGACCCCUUCGGCGACCAUGCAUUCCGCGAAGAAGCCCUAGAUGCCGGAAGAGACAGAGAAGCAGUAGUAACUCAAGAUAUCCCCGUGCGAGUCCUUACCGCUGUGAGUGUAGAAGGCAUCCACGAGCCUCGAGUCCGAGAACCAGACGCGAAUAUCAUACUGCCCUCUCUGCUCCAACUGAAAGCCAUUUCAGAUCGCUUCACAAAACUGUCUCUUGCUACGAACUCUGGUGUUGUGAGGGGCGGUGGUGUGAAUACGGUUGCUCCCAAGUUGGAACUUUCUGCGAACAUGCAUGGGAGUCUCAAAUUGAGUAUCUCUACCGAUACACUCAAUAUAAGUAGUGUCUGGACCGGCCUAACGAAUCCGGAGAUCGCUCCUGAUCCGGGAGAGGACGGUGAGGCUGAGAUUCGUCCUGAUAUUCGUUUAAAGGCACAGGGUCCGGAUGCUUGGGCGACGGUUAGGAUUGAUGGGAGGGAUUGGGGACGGGUGUUGAGUGUUGGCAGACUUGGGGGACGAGUUAUUGCUUGUAAGAUUCUGCCUCUUUUCUCUCCUUCCCUUCUCUCUUUCUGCAUUCAAUUACGGCCUGUGCGUUUUUACUCACGUCUAAUCCCUUAGGCUUCGUAAAUGAACACGCAUUAAUUCUCUACGUAUACCUCCAAAACUUCGAUGACGAGGAAGAUUCUGUUUUGACCGUAAGUCUUAAUCUCCCUCUUUCGUAUCCCCUAUGUCUGACCUUUGAUUUGCAGUACUACAUUUCCUCGUUCACCGCAUGAAUCUUGCGAGCAAACAUAUUUGGAAUUCAGCGAUGGCGUUCAAGGACAGGAUAAACCACACCAUGGUUUUGCCUCUUGGCUUUUUAUUUAUGGAAGGAGUUACUAAUUGUGUACUGUGCUACUACUGUAGCACUGGAUGUAGGAUGAUGACAACGAUACUGAGUAUAUCUUUCCAGGCCGUCUCGUGAGAGUUUUGGUCUCGGUAGGUGCAUAUACAUAGUUUGCUCAAAAUCAGUACAGUAGUGGUUCUUCUAUCAAUCACUACUAGGAAUGUGUGAAUUGUGUAUGAUUCCCUCGCUAUCAAGGUGUCGGUUCGCCAGAAUCCAAUUACAGCAUUGUCAAUUUCGAGACUUCUGGAUCCUGAAGACAUGGAUUUGAGCUGCUAUCAAGACACUUCGUUCUUCCCUCUCCGGCUCUCACUGCGCCCAUAAACCGAUCUUGGCUUCUGAGAUCUCAAAGAAGACUUCUUGACUAGAUGUGGUAAUAUCUCAUGAUGCUUACCGUGAGGAAGAAUGGAUUUGAAUAUCAGAGGUACUUGGAGCCGUUUCAUGGUUCGCUAUCGAGGUAGAUAGCAUAACACCAGCAGCUAAUUGAAACCCUCACACUACUUUCCAUCCGCAAUCCAUUCAAAGAUUUGGCACUGUGACUGAAAUCUAUCGAAGGCCAAUAGUUUUCA